AUGUCUCGAGGACGCGGCAGGGGAAAUGGCGGCAGGCGCGAAAUGAGCGGGCUGCACACUGAGCUCAUGCGCAGCACAAAGUUUGGCAAGACUGAUUCAACAGCCGCCCAGCCGCUGUUCCCCGAAUACGAGUUCCAGCCGAACAGAGCACCCAGCAAGGAGGAGGCCAACGUUGCACGGCUCAUGGAGGAAUUUCAGCAGGAGGUCAGGUCAUCGGUGUUCUACCUCAAGCCGCCACUAUCGCCGCCGGAUGUCGAGCGGUACUCUGACAGGUACCUCAAGGCUGACGAGGCGCCGAAAUCGCUGAAGGAGCUUAAGACAGACAUAAAUCUGUUUCCUGAGGAGCUGCACUCGGUGCUGCUAAAGAAGCGCACAAAGAAGGCCAGGGCCGCUGUUGAUGACAAUGCGAGUGUUAUGGCGGCGCUCAGGAAUGCCAAGGACGACGAUUCAGAUUCGGACAAGAGCGGUAAGGAGGAUGACGAGGAGCUUGAGCUGGAGGGAGAGGAGGAGGAGGAUGAGGAGGAAGGGAAUGAUUACAUGGACUCUUACUUUGAUAACGGUGAGGAGGACGAUGGUGGCGACAUUGAUGAUGAUGACGGCGGAGGCGAUUAUUAA
Molecule: messenger RNA, 615 nt
Organism: Kickxella alabastrina
Lineage: Eukaryota; Fungi; Kickxellomycota; Kickxellomycetes; Kickxellales; Kickxellaceae
Product: DNA-directed RNA polymerase III, subunit Rpc31
Exons: 1
Coding region: 1-615 (204 amino acids)
Biological process (GO): transcription by RNA polymerase III
Cellular component (GO): RNA polymerase III complex
Source: RefSeq, a predicted model, not a curated record